AUGGCCACCCCUGACGGGAGGGUGGCCUCCGGACCCCAGAGACCCAGCCAGGGCUCUCAGGGGAGCAGGGCCUGCCCGGGCCCCCUGGACAGCCUGGAGUGGAGGGAGACCCCAGAGCGGGCGCCGGGCCAGCUGGCCAUGCUGAGGAAAGCCCAGGAGUUCUUCCAGACCUGUGACGCCGAAGGCAAGGGCUUCAUCGCCAGGAGGGACCUGCAGAGGCUCCAUGAGGAGUUGCCGCUCAGCCUGGAGGAGCUGGAGGAUGUGUUUGAUGCCCUGGAUGCUGAUGGCAACGGCUUUCUGACUCCAGAAGAGUUCACUACUGGAUUUAGUCACUUCUUCUUCAGUCAGAAUAGCCCAAGCCAGGAAGACCCAGGCGAGCAGGGGGCCCAGCACCAGGAAGAGAAGGUGUAUCAGUCCAGAGGGGGCGAGGCCCUGGGAGACAUGGAUGAAGAUGAGGAGUCCCAAUUCCAGAGGCUGAUGGACAGACUUGGGACCCAGAAGGUUUUGGAAGAUGAGAGUGACGUCAAGCAGCUCUGGCUGCAGCUGAAGAAGGACGAACCUCACCUUCUGUCCAACUUCGAAGAUUUCCUCACCAGAAUCUUCUCCCAGCUCCAAGAAGCCCACGAGGAGAGGAACGAGCUGGAGUUUGCCCUGAAAAAGAAAAUUGCUGCUUAUGAUGAAGAGAUCCGGCAUCUCUACGAGGAGAUGGAACAACAAAUUAAAAGCGAGAAGGAGCAGUUUCUCCUGAAGGACACGGAGAGGUUUCAGGCCCGCAGUCGGGAGCUGGAGCAGAAACUGUUAUCGAAGGAGCAGGAACUGGAGCAGCUCAUCCAGAAGCAGAAAAGGCUGGAAGGCCAGUGCACAACCCUGCAUAACGACAAGCACGAAACCAAGGCUGAGAACACCAAGCUGAAACUCACUAACCAGGAGCUGGCCCAGGAGCUGGAGCGGACCUCCCGGGAGCUGCAGGACGCCCAGCAGCAGCUAGAGAGCCUCCAGCAGGAGGCCUGUACGCUCCACCAGGAGAAGGAGAUGGAAGUGUACCGUGUGACGGAGAGCCUGCAGCGGGAGAAGGCCGGGCUCCUGAAGCAGCUGGACUUCCUGAGGGAAAGAAACAAACAUCUUCGGGAUGAACGGGACAUAUGUUUUCAGAAAGAUAAGGCAGCCAAGGCAAACACAGCUGCUUCCAAGGCAAGCUGGAAAAGGAGGUCUGGCUCCGUGAUAGGCAAAUAUAUGGACAGCAGAGGGAUUCUUAGAAGCCAGUCAGAGGAGGAGGAGGAUGUGUUUGGCAUCCCGAGGAGGAGGAGCUCCCUAGGCCUGAGCGAAUGUCCCUUGACAGAAGAGGAGUCGGGAGGCAGGGAGCCAGGGGCUGGGGGGCUGCCUCCCCGGGCACUCCGCAGAAUCAUCUCCAUCGAAGAAGACCCACUGCCCCAGCUCCUGGAUGGUGGCUUUGAGCAACCCCUGAGCAGAUGCCCAGAGGAGGAUCGGGCCUCCAGCCAGGGAGUGGAAGGACAGACCCAGGAGGCCCCACCCUCGAAACUCACCCCUGUUUCUCCCCGAGGGCAGCCUGUCGGAAAGGAAGCCCUCUCGAAGGAGGAAGAUUCCCCCUUGGCCCCUGACCGGCUCUUCAAGAUCGUGUUCGUGGGCAAUUCUGCCGUGGGAAAGACAUCCUUCCUUCGGAGGUUCUGUGAGGACAGGUUCUCCCCAGGCAUGGCGGCCACGGUGGGCCUCGAUUACCGUGUGAAGACGGUGCACGUGGACGGCUCUCGGGUGGCCUUGCAGCUGUGGGACACGGCCGGGCAGGAGAGGUACCGCUGCAUUACCCAGCAGUUCUUCCGAAAGGCCGAUGGCGUCAUUGUCAUGUACGACCUCACGGCCAGGCAGUCAUUCCUGUCGGUCCGGCAGUGGCUGAGCAACGUGGAGGAAGCUGUGGGGGACCUGGUUCCGGUUCUUCUGCUGGGUAAUAAGCUGGACAAUGAGAAAGAGCGGGAAGUCCCCCGAGGCCUCGGAGAGCAGCUCGCCAAGCAGAACAAUCUGAUCUUCUAUGAAUGUAGUGCGUAUUCUGGCCACAACACCAAAGAGUCCCUGCUGCACCUGGCCAGGUUUCUCAAGGAGCAAGAGGACACAGCCAGGGAGGACACCAUUCAGGUUGGCCGCGCCAAGAAGAAAUCCUGCUGUGGCUGA
This is a messenger RNA of Carlito syrichta (Philippine tarsier), 2184 nucleotides long. It is a transcript of the gene CRACR2A, whose product is annotated as calcium release activated channel regulator 2A. Lineage: Eukaryota; Metazoa; Chordata; Mammalia; Primates; Tarsiidae. The record is from RefSeq and is a predicted model, not a curated record. The coding region runs from base 1 to 2184 and encodes 727 amino acids. Gene Ontology annotation, molecular function: GTP binding; GTPase activity; calcium ion binding. The transcript has 17 exons.